AUCACUCAUUUUCCUCCACAUUUGGGUACACGAAUCAAGUAUGUUGCUCACAACGGCCUAUUCACUGCUUCAGCCUCUCGCUCCUCGCCUCCUCCACGGCGGCGGAGAUCUGUCUCUGCGGAGUCGGAAGGCUGGCUGUCUCGUCAUGAACGCCUCCAGUGAAGCUAACAAACCGGCGAUUAUGAACGAGGUUUUCGAGCCGUUCGAGGAAGUGAAGAAGGAACUCCUUCUCGUCCCAACCGUUCCACACGCCUCCCUUGCUCGCCAUGUCUACUCUGACCCCUGUGAAGCAGCCAUCAACGCUCAGAUCAAUGUGGAAUAUAAUGUAUCUUACGUGUAUCACGCAAUGUAUGCCUACUUCGACAGAGACAAUGUUGCUCUUAAGGGGCUUGCCAAGUUUUUCAAAGAAGCAAGUGUAGAAGAAAGGGAGCAUGCUGAGAAGUUUAUGGAAUAUCAGAAUAAGAGAGGUGGACAAGUUAACUUGCACGGGAUGAUGAUGCCGAUAUCUGACUAUGAUCACAUCGACAAAGGAGAUGCACUGUAUGCAAUGGAGCUCGCUUUAUCUCUGGAAAAGUUGACAAAUGAAAAGCUUCUGAAUUUACACAAGGUGGCCGAUGAGAACAACGAUGCUCAGCUUGCUGAUUUUGUGGAGAGUGAGUUUUUGGCGGAGCAGGUUGAGUCCAUCAAGAAGAUAUCAGAAUACGUUGCUCAGUUGAGAAGGGUUGGCACAGGCCAUGGUGUUUGGAACUUUGAUCAGAUGCUUCUAGCUGGCGCUACAGCGGUUUGAGAUUGAAUCAUUUGCUAAUGAGCUGCCACCCUUGUGCUGCAAUCUUGCAUUAGAUACAAUUUAAUCUAGGCAGAGCCCUUACAAUUCUUAAAUAGGAAUGAGAAAUUUGAGCAAGUUUUUUGCAUCGGAAUUUGACCAAAUUGACGCUUGACUAUCCUAUUUCACGUUGUAGUCAAAAAACAUUUCCUUAUGUUUCUCUUUCUUGCUGCA
Molecule: messenger RNA, 997 nt
Organism: Salvia miltiorrhiza (redroot sage)
Lineage: Eukaryota; Viridiplantae; Streptophyta; Magnoliopsida; Lamiales; Lamiaceae
Product: ferritin-3, chloroplastic-like
Exons: 8
Coding region: 41-787 (248 amino acids)
Biological process (GO): intracellular iron ion homeostasis; iron ion transport
Cellular component (GO): cytoplasm
Molecular function (GO): ferrous iron binding; ferric iron binding
Source: RefSeq, a predicted model, not a curated record